UUAAGAAUGAUGAUAUGAAAUAGUGUCAUACCAGGUUUCCUUAGACUCCUCCUAAUUGUUUUGUUUUUGUUUUUUUCCUUCUACAACACCCGAAACGAUUCUUUAUGUUUCUUUUAGGAAAAGGUUGAUUUGAUAGUACACUAUUUCUUGACUGCCAUAUAAAGACAUUUGAGCUCUGAUUCAUCCUUUGAAUCUGUUAUUGUUCCAUUCUAUUUACAAAUAAGUUUGUCUCAUUGUCUUGGCUGUUAAACAAAUAAGAAUUAUUUCCGGCUAAUAUUUGUUUGGCUAUUUGUGUUUGAAUUCCUUAGGUAUCCUUUUUUUUAAAUUUUUAUUGACUAAGAGCGUAUUGCGUUUACCUUAUGCUUUCUUCUGUGGGUUAUAGCGUUACAGAGAGUGAUCCUAGAAAAAAUCCUUCUAGUGAUUUAAAAACUCAAUUUUGGUUAGCCUUUUUGGUUGGAAGCACAGCUUGCUUGUUUUUCUGUAUUUUUCGUCAACGAUGGAAAGUGCUUUACGCACCAAGGGCUUCCAUUCAGGAAUUAAAACUGCCAACACUUUCUUCUUCCUAUUAUCUGUGGUUAAUCGAUCUUAUAAGGAUCCCUGACAAUGUUUUUCAGAAUUGCGCUGGACUAGAUGGCUAUGUCUUCCUUUUGUUUUUUAAAAUGGCUAUAAAGUUCUUGGCCUUUACUUCUUUGCUGGGUUUCACGGUGAUUAUGCCUGUUAAUAAACAUUUCCGAGGUGACGCCUUUGGAAAUAUAACGUUUUCCGGUAUUCCUACUUCCUCUUCUGACUUUAAUUCUUUAACCAGUCUUCCUUCGAAAGCACAGUCUCAUCCAACGAAUCAAAACCCAUUUUCUCUUCAACAUACCUCUAAUACCAUUAAAAACUUAACAGACAUUCCAGGACUCCCCGUGGCGGGCGAUGGAUUCCUCUAUUUGUAUGUUAUUUUUACGUACAUCAUUUCUAUUUAUUUGCUUUAUGUUUUAUUUUCAUCCACCAAGUUAAUUGCUGAUAUUCGACAGUCUUACCUCGCUCGUCAAAAUAGACUUGCAGAUCGCACUGUUUUCAUUUCAGGGCUUCCUCCAGAGUUAUGCACUUCCGAAGCACUGAAGAGUUAUUUAGAAAACUUGGAUAUUGGCGAUGUGACCCAACUCAAUAUUUGCCGUAACUACAUCAUUAUGGAUUCUCUUCUUUCUAAGCGUAAAUACUAUGCUCAAAAGCUUGAAAAGUAUUGGCAUGCAUACAGACAGAUUUGCGCUGAUCAUGAAUUACAGAUUCCUGAAAUUCCAGAAGAUUUGGUUUUUAGCACCGUGCCCUACAACGAAACUUCACAGCGUCUUUUAUCGUUACCAAGAGGUGAACUUCAAUAUCGUCCCAUGAUUCGAACCCAUUUUUUUGGUUUUGUUGGUCAGCAAAUUGAUGCUAUUGAUUACUAUUCAGCUAAGUUACUUAGUACUGAUCAGAAAAUUGAAUCUGCACGUCAUUUGGACUAUCCUUCAACAGGAGAGGCCUUCGUAACCUUUGAAUCUAUGGCUAGUGCCCAAAUCGUUGCGCAAGUUCAUAUUGACGCUAAAUCGUUAAUGGGCUUACACAUUUCCUUGGCGCCUGCAUCAAAUGAUAUUCAAUGGCAUAACACUUACAUUGGUAGAUGGCAUCGGUUCUUUCAAUCAUGGCUUAUUACGCUACUAACGUUGAUGAUCAUCUUGCUUUGGACCGUCCCUGUUGGUGCAAUCGCUGUAUUCAUAAAUCUCGAUAAUAUCAGCAAACUUUGGCCUGAAUUAGGGCGUUUAAUUCAGGAUGUUCCAUUUUUAAACUCGCUUCUUCGGACGUUCCUUCCUACUUUGGUGUAUUCCGUAUUUAUUAGUAUGUCACCUUUCCUGUUCCAGUGGCUGUCUAAAAUGCAAGGUUUUAAUUCUCGAGGAGAAGAAGAAAUUUACUCGGUAGGGAAAAACUUUGCAUAUUUGUUUGUCAACUUCUUCCUUGUUUAUAUUAUCGCAGGUUCUACGUCUUAUUGGGAAUUAGUCAAAGAUACUACUACACUUGCACAUUUCCUUGCAAAUCGACUCCCGAAUCAAGCGCAAUUUUUUAUCGAUCUUAUUGUAUUGCAAGGUAUUGGUAUGUUUCCUUUAAAAUUGGUUCAACUCUGGAAACUUUCUUCCUAUUUUAUUCGUCGCUCGUUUGCAAAGCGUCCUCAAGAUUAUCGCAAACUUGAAAGACCAGAUUCAUUCAGCAUUGGUAUAUAUUUACCUCAACCUAUGUUUAUCUUGAUGAUCUGCCUUUGCUAUAGCAUCAUAUCACCUCUCAUUUUAAUCUUUGGACUAAUAUACUUCGUAAUUGGAUUUUUAAUAUAUAAAUACGAACUCAUAUAUCAAAUGGAGCAUCCGCAACACUCAACAGGGAAGUUGUGGGGUAUGAUAUUUGAAAGGAUUGUAUUUGGAUGUUUGCUUCUACAACUUACAAUGAUGGGUUUAAUGAGUUUAAGAAAGGCUUAUUGGCUUAGUACUGUCAUUUUCCCCCUUUUUUGCUUUACGCUCACUUCUGCCUACAAUUUCUCAAAUAUGAUUCAGCCAGCAAUGGAAUUUGUUUCAUUAUAUUAUAUUCGAAUGAGUCGAUCCAAUCAGCAAGUUUCAGAAUCUAGCAGCCGAUCGUCUGAAGGAUCCACCGCCUAUAUUCACCCAGGUUUUAUUGAACACGAGUUUGAUCAUACCUAGUUCCUGACGAGAUAGAGGUAUGCAACUUCACUAAUACUCUUGAGAUCCACUGUCUUUUUCAUUAUUGUGAAAUAAUUAUCAUUUAGUUCCUAUUUAUUUGUUUUUGAUUAUUUUAUUAGAUCUCUUUAUUUCAAAAAUUAAUCAAUAUCUCAUUAAGUUCUUAUUUAAUCAAUAUUCUAAUAAAAUGCCAAACCUUUGAAAGUUAC
This is a messenger RNA of Schizosaccharomyces cryophilus OY26, 2914 nucleotides long. RefSeq names its product DUF221 family protein. The record is from RefSeq and is a predicted model, not a curated record. The transcript has 2 exons. Gene Ontology annotation, cellular component: plasma membrane. Lineage: Eukaryota; Fungi; Ascomycota; Schizosaccharomycetes; Schizosaccharomycetales; Schizosaccharomycetaceae. Bases 360 to 2708 code for a protein of 782 amino acids. Gene Ontology annotation, molecular function: calcium-activated cation channel activity; nucleic acid binding.